Messenger RNA from Xenia sp. Carnegie-2017, 1156 nucleotides. Its product is annotated as vesicular integral-membrane protein VIP36-like. Gene Ontology annotation, molecular function: D-mannose binding. Gene Ontology annotation, cellular component: COPII-coated ER to Golgi transport vesicle; endoplasmic reticulum membrane; endoplasmic reticulum-Golgi intermediate compartment. Bases 15 to 1046 code for a protein of 343 amino acids. The transcript is spliced from 8 exons. Gene Ontology annotation, biological process: Golgi organization; endoplasmic reticulum to Golgi vesicle-mediated transport; endoplasmic reticulum organization. The record is from RefSeq and is a predicted model, not a curated record. NCBI's taxonomy places the organism in Eukaryota, Metazoa, Cnidaria, Anthozoa, Malacalcyonacea, Xeniidae.
CUGUGCUCUUCAAUAUGGCGAACCGCUGUGGCCAAAUAUUCAUUCGAAAUGUGUUAUUUUUUUCAUUAUUUUGUCAUAGUUUCUCAAGCAUAUACGGUUUGGAACUUGCAAGCUCGAAUGGAUAUGUGAGAAGAGAACAUUCACUUUCGAAACCAUUUCAAGUUGGUAGCACUAGCCUGCAAUUUUGGGAUUUUGGUGGUGACACAUUGAUAACCAGUAAUCAUAUCCGAUUGACCGAGGAUCAUCAAAGUCAAAAAGGGUUUAUUUGGAACACAUUGCCUGUAACAGCUCGCGAUUGGGAAAUCCAUAUCCAUUUUUCAGUUCAUGGUUCUGGAGAUUCACUUUAUGGAGAUGGCUUUGCGUUCCAUUAUGCUAAAGAGAAAAUGGAAUUCGGUCCAGUCUUUGGAAGCAAAAAUUUCUUCUCAGGACUUGCUGUUUUCUUUGACACUUAUAGUAAUGCAAAUGGUGAUAACGCUGCAGACCACCCUUAUAUAUCAGCUAUGGUAAACAAUGGUACCUUAAACUACGACCAUAAUCGUGAUGGUGCUUAUUCACAAAUACAGGGCUGCUCGGCUUCUUUUCGCAAUAAUGGAGCGGAAACAUAUGCUUUGAUUCAGUACUUGGGUAGCAAAGAAACUUUAACAGUUAUGACAGACAUUGAUAGUGAUGGUGAAUGGAAAGCAUGUCUUCAGGUCUCUGGUAUACGACUUCCGACUUCAUAUUUCAUUGGUCUUAGCGCUGCUACUGGCAAUUUGGCAGAUAAUCACGACAUCGUCGGUUUGAAAUUCUACGAGUUGGAAGUUGAGAAAGAUGAACAAACAGUUAGAAGUACAGAAAACACCGAUGACAUUGUCCCAUUUGUAAAAGCGGAACCUGUUAAAGAGCCUGUCGAGAAUUCCCCGAAAGGACACUAUACACGGCGAAUGACGAAAGCGUUCACGUGGUUUUCUGGAUUUUGGUGGUCGGUGUCAUUGUUUGUGUGGUCGGAUUUUUGUAUACAAGAAGCAACAGGAGGCUGCACGCAAACGAUUUUUUUAACGAAAUGAACAAAUAUCGCUUCUGCAUCGCUAAAAAUUUGUAAUCUUUACACAAAAUGCCUCAAGACAGAUGGCGGCAUGUCUAUUUUACCAGAAUGCAUUUCAAUCUUCACACAAAA